Molecule: messenger RNA, 6397 nt
Organism: Sphaerulina musiva SO2202
Lineage: Eukaryota; Fungi; Ascomycota; Dothideomycetes; Mycosphaerellales; Mycosphaerellaceae
Exons: 2
Coding region: 272-6265 (1997 amino acids)
Biological process (GO): small GTPase-mediated signal transduction
Cellular component (GO): cytoplasm; plasma membrane
Molecular function (GO): small GTPase binding; guanyl-nucleotide exchange factor activity
Source: RefSeq, a predicted model, not a curated record
CUCGCAGCACCGAACCGUCCUUCUGUUAUGUGGAUAUUUGGGGAAUCUGGUGCAGCCUCUCAUUCUUAGAUCAUCAUCAUUACCUAGGAGGUAGUACUCACUGUUGGCCACCUCCACUGGAAGCGAUCGUUGCCAGCAGUACCUGUCCCUCGCGGUGAGAGCAGUGGGCACUCCUGGCCCCGAAUACAACCAACUGUGCUCUCCGUCUGGACGCGAUGCGCUUGCAGCCACGUGCUGCCCACCUUCAUUCAUCGGACUUCACUUGGGAGCAAUGCCGUGGAGGCCCCUUCCCUCAGUCGCUUUCGCCAUUGCCACCGCUCCCUUCACCGCCACCCAACAAUUCGACCUCCCUCUGCAGAUUGGCGACCACAUCUACAUUAUCGAACAAGGCGGCAGCAGGAAAGAAUGGUACCGUGGAUACUUGGUCGCUCCGCCUGCCCUGCUCGCAGGUCUCACCAGUGAUCGGGGCCAGCAGUUGGAGCAUCGAGUCUUUUCCGGCAUCUUUCCUGCAAACUGCGUCGAGAUACGCGAGUUCCUGGGAGAUGGCCAACUACAGACCGAGCCUGAUGGAGAGGACGGCACCAGCAAUGGAGUUCCUCCUGUCGUGGAGGACACUGCCGACCCCCGACAGCGCAGGAAGAGCGAGGCAUUGGCAGCACGGCGAAAGAGCAAGCGAUUGAGUCGGAGACAGAGCACGCGCGCCCCGGUGAAGGCGAGAAAGUCCAUCCUCUUGUCCUCGGAUGAGCCCUUGCCCAAGGAUCCCAAUGCCCCCAAGCCCCUUGCUCCCGUGCCACUCCUCCGUGUGGGCGAUGAAUCGGGCUUGUCUGCCAUAGAACCUCUGGUCGACGAGAUUGCCUCGUGUCUGCGAGAGUGGCACGAUGCGCGCCUGCACGAGAUGCUCCUGGCCCGCCGCUACACCCAGCUCGCACAGGUGGAAGAGCUCGUGAAAAGGGUCGAUGUGGCGCGGAAUCAGCUCAUGCACGAUGUCUUGACCCAGAAAGAGCUGCUGGCACUACGAGAGGACACUGUGUGGGAUCUGGUGGCGGGGAACAAGAUGCUGAGCGACGAAGUCAUUGUGCGCAGUCCCACCGAAAAGGGUCGCAUCUUGACUGCCGACGACUCGGUCGUGGAGAUGACCAAGUUACAGGCGAACAUGAGCAUCCUCGAUCGGCCUCCCAAACCUCCCUCAGACCAACACAUGCUGCAUCAUCUGUUGGUCGACGCACGCAACCUGGUCAGCGAGGCCGACCAACCGGGCAUGCUCUACGUGAGCCUGUUCACCAAGGAGCAUGGCGAGAAACCAGUGCCGGUCAGUGAGAGCUUUGCCAUAUCUCUUCCCAUGCCGGAAACCACACCCACAGCCUCUGAGGAUCAGCCUCAAACAUUGUUCGUCAACUUGAGUAACACAGACAUCGGCACCGGUGCCGAGACGCGCUCGUUGUAUGUCGUGUUCAAGCUAUUGCGGGAUGAGCCUGUCCGGCAGACCGUCUAUGGGCAAGCAUUCACGCAUACACCAGCGAAGCCAUCUCUGCUGCACAGUGGUGCCCAUGGGAACUCGCAAACCAGCACCAAGGGCCGACUGAGCGUGUUCGGGAGCACGAGGAAGAAGAGCGACCACGGCCGCAAUAUCUCUACCGCGAAUGGCUCACGACCGGACACGGCGCACUCACAGCGAUCAGAUCGAUCGAGGACAUCGAGCAGAACACCUUCCGAUACCCGAGCCCCGAGCGAGACGAAGUUGGUGCGACGCUGUGUCGGUCUGGGUGCAAUCGACGUGACAGAGCUCGCCCAGGGCCAGAGCAGCGCCGAAACUACAGUUACGCUCUGGACACCCACCUCAUCUGCGGGCAACGAUAAGAACGACGAAAGCGAAGGCUGGGCUGAGAUUGUCCGCGAGCUUGCACGCAGCGCCACAGGUGGCUAUGCCCGCGUGGGCAUCAUGAAACGUUUGGAUGUGUUUGUCAAAUCUUUUGCUACUGCUGACUUGGAAAGUCUCAUUCGAAAUACCCCAACGUUGCUACAUAAGGUCUUCUUGACCCCCAAGCUUGGCUUCUCCGGUGUGCCUACCCAAAAGCGAAGUGACAUCUACCUCACUCUGAGUGAGCCACGGAUGCCACGCAAUGCGACCUUGGCGCAUUCGAAAUUUGGCGCGGUGCCGGUGAAUCAACGGUGUCAGACGAGUCUGUCGAACUUGCAGCUGACGUUGGAGGUCCGACGUGCGUCGGGAGAACGCUUCGAAGACUGCAUCUUUACAUCUGCAAACCACCAAGGACAUACGGCGUGGCGGACCACGGGAAUUGAACCGGGCGAGGGCUGGAACCAGACCAUCAGGCUCGCAAUUCCUGCCGAGGAAGUCCCCGGAAGCCAUGUGGUUAUGAGCAUUGCUGACUCGCCCAACUUUCCCUUUGCUCUGGCGUGGGUACCUUUGUGGGAAUUCGACGCCUUCGUUCGUGAUGGCGACCAUCAAGUGUCACUCUACGUGUACGACGAAUAUUCGAGCAGCAUCGUUGGCGGCAAAGGCGCAUAUCUGGCUCUUCCUCCGUGGCACGACAGGAACGACGCUCUCCAAGCCAACGCGGCAACAGUGUCAUUGCGCACAUUUCUGAGCAGCACCGAGUAUUCGCAGGACCCCACCUUGCUCGGUGUCCUGCACUGGAGAAACUACCACGGCGAUGGCCUCCAGGAGCUCCUCGAGCGGUUUCCAUAUGUUCCCGAGAUUGAAAUCGUGAAGAUGCUGCAUGGUGUCUUUGCCGUCAUGUUCGAGAUCUUGCACGAAUACGAAGAUAUUGCGGACUACGAAGACCUUAUAUUCCACAAUUUCGUCGUCAUCCUGGGAAUUGGACGCGAUAAGCGCUUCGAACUGGGGAGCAUUAUCGAGGACUAUGCUACCACGCGACAUGACUGGCCGAGGGCAAGCAAGUCGCUCGCACGAGCCUUUCACCGACUGGUGUCUCGCAACAUGGAUCCAGAUGCUUCUCGCAAGCUUCGAGCGGCCUUCAAGGUGGGCGACCAGAUGUUGAAGCUGAUUGUCGAUUCGAUGAAGCCGACUCCCGAGACCAAUCGUGAAAAAGAGCUCAAUGGUGACUUCCCACCAGACCGUCGGGGCGAGCUGAAGGAGGAGCUGCAGAGACUAUUUGUGGCAGUCAUGGCACUCCUGCGCAAUCCCAUGCCUGUCCUGCUGGGCACACAAACGCUCCUCGUGCAACGCUUCCACACGUGGCUGCCGGAGCUGACACCACUCAUGACUCCCGUGGAGAUUCUCGAGGUUGCCACGGACUUGCUGGAUUCUUGUGCUCAUGCCCGAGGUAAGAUGACGCUGUACCGGCUGAUUCUCAUCGUCAACUACAGCCAGCUCGAUGUGUUCAAAGCGCCCGAGACGCGCGCGAAUCUGACGGCGAGCACCUUUGGCUGGCUGGAGCCCUACUGGGGUUGGGUGCCGGAACCGGAUCAGCAGUGGCGCGACUCGGUGCGAUUGUGUUGCGCCGUGGUUGCAACUCAAAUGGAACAUUUGGGCGAGGAAAGCUGCCAGUAUGUGCCCAAACUUGCCGAGUCAUAUGGCGUGCUGCAGGAACUGCCGCGUCGCCCCAAACGGGUCUUUAGCAUGCUCUUUCCGACCAGCUAUCCAUUCCCGACCAAACGUACGGACAAAGACAUCGAUGUGGACGAGGCUAUGCUCGAGAUUGCAGCCCUCAUAUCGGCAGCACUCACAUCGGAUCGCAAGUUGUACUUUGAUGCCAAUACCGUGGACAUUCCCGGUGUGCUCGCGCAAUCACUUGAAGUUAGCCAAAGCAUUCUCUCGUGUCAGGCGUUCCCGUGUAGCUGGCUGAGUCUGCUGGUCAGUCAUCACCGGUACAGCAUCACUGCGCUGGAGCGCAUCGAAGAGGUCCUGAUUGAAGGUUUGCCUGAUAUUUAUGCUCCCAAUGCUGCCGAGGCUUUUGAAUUUGACACGUCCAUAUGGCGCAUCUUCUUCAACACCCUCUUCGCCGCUCUCGGCAGUCCCGCACUCGCCAUGGAAACCUUUCCUGAACAAAAACGACGAGCAGUCUGGAAGAUUGCGGGCGACGUUCGCGAACUGGGUGCCAACCUGCUCAAGCGCAGUUGGGAGGCGAUUGGCUGGGAGACGGAUGACCUUGAAAAGCGACUCUAUGGAUUCGACCGCAUGGGCGGUUACCAAGUACAGUUUGUGCCGGAGCUCGUUGCACCGAUCGUGGAGCUGUGCCUCAGCGUGCAUGGAAGUCUUCGUGGUGUGGCCAUUGAAGUGCUGCGCUCCAUGAUCAUUAGUGCGUGGCAGAUUGAUCAAGACCUGUCGUUGAUUCAGACUGCAAUGAUUGAUUGUCUCGACAAGCUGUGCAAAGACAAGACGGUUACGGAUACCAUGCUGCAGAAGACGUUUGUGCCCGAGAUGCUCGAACAGUUCAAGCCGCUGCAGAACACCGUCGAGGACAGUCUGUAUAAUGCCGUGGUUGACAUGUUUAGCAGGAUCCAGGAACUGCUAGAGAUGCUGGCAAGCGUGCAUUCGGGCAAAUCGGUCGUCAACGACGCAAGCCGACUGGUGGAUACGCUGCGUCUCAUGGAGUUUUUGAAGGAUGUGCAGUCCGAAGAUGCGUAUACUCGCUACGUGCACCAGCUCGCCAAUAUGCAGAUUGCCGCUGGGAACAUGACCGAAGCCGGUCUGGCCAUCCAGAUGCACGCUGAUCGCCACGAAUGGGACCCCAACACCCAUGUUCCCGCCCUCAAAGAAUCCGAGCUGCCGGCCCAAUCGGCCUUUGAUCGCAAAGAGGCCUUGUACUUUCGCAUGUGCCAACACUACGAAAAGGGCCAGUCGUGGAAACGGGCAUUGGCCGCAUAUCGCGAACUCGCGCACCAGUACGAGCUGAACUCGUUUGACUAUUUCAAAUUGGCUCGGACACAGCGCGCGAUUGCUGGUAUUCAAGAGCGCAUCGCUCGUGGCGAUCGCACGAGCCCACGCUACUUUAGAGUGGUCUACCGCGGGUUGGGCUUUCCAGCCACACUCCGAGACAAGCAAUUCAUCUUCGAAGGCUAUCCGACAGAUCGACUAUCGAUGUUUGAAGAGCGCAUGCAGCAGCUUCAUCCAUCGGCUCAGAUUGUACGCGGUGGCGCCGAACCGGGCGUGGAAGGACAAUUCUUGCAAAUCUAUGCGGUGAGUCCCAACAAGGACAUUGAGCACAUGGUGUUUCAGCGCACCAAAGUGUCACAAGCAGUGCGAGAAUACAAUUUGAUCGCCAAUCCACGGAAAUUCGCCAUGACUUCGAGACACCCUGCGCGUGAUCUUCCCAUUACCGAACAGGUGGUCGAGAAGGUCAUUUAUACCGCAGCAGAGGAAUUUCCUACCAUACUUCGACGCAGCGAGAUUGUCAAGAUUGAGACGGUCACUCUUCUGCCUAUCGAAGCUGCGAUUGAGCGCACGACGCGCAAGACUCAAGAAUUACUGGCGAUGGAGAAGCGCAUUGCCAAGGGCAUCGACCAUGAAGGCACCAUGUCGAGGCUCACGGAAGACUUGAUGAGCUCUGUGGAUCAAGACUCCGACUCCAGCGUCGCACGCUACCGUGGCCUUCUUCCCACUUCCGAGGCCGCAGCAGACACGCUCUCUCUCGACCCUUCAGUCUAUUCACGAUCCAUGGACCCCCCGCUCGAACCGGUGCAAAACGCAUUGAAAGUGGCUCUCCUGGAUCAUGCAGUGGCCAUCAGACGUUGUCUGGCCUUGUACAAGAGGCCGCAAUACCUGCCGAUCCGAGCCGAGCUUCUCCCACGCUUUGAAGCCACUUUCCAGCACGAGCUGGAGGUUCUCUUUCCACAGCGAGAACUGCGACUGGAUGAAGAGGACAUUACACCGCGAAACUCCAUCGAGGAUGCGCACAUUGCAUUGACCGCUGCUGCGAAUGAGCAGCAGCAGCAAGCACAAGCGGGAGCUCAACAAGACGAUCAGCAUGAACCGGAAAAGCGAUUUGGACGUCGUCGAUCCAUCCCCUUCUUGCGGUCUGGUUCGAGAAGAGGUCGCGGAUAUUCGGAAAGUAAUGGCGAUGGGGGCGAUGGGAGGCAGUCUCGUGGGGGAAGCCGGCAUGGGGCAACACAGCGAAGUAACAGUCGGCUGAGCAUGUUCCGGGUUCGCAGCAGCGAGCAGUCGCAGCAGCAGCAGCAGCCUGGCGACGAUGAGCGGAAAUUGGGGGACACGUGGAAGAUGGAGAGAAGAGGUUCACUGAGGAAGAGGUUGAGUUUCUUUGGCCCGAAAGGUGAUGAGGAUUAGGAAUCUUCUUCGUCGUGGGAGACUUUGGACAAGCUUGAGUCUUUGGUGGUGGAAGAAGUGGACGUGUGAUGAUUGUAUUAUUCUCGUGAUACCCCUUAGAGCAAUGGCCACCACAGUAGCAGUAGUAACUAA